Drosophila ananassae is the source of this 464-nucleotide messenger RNA. RefSeq lists its product as uncharacterized. The transcript has a single exon. The coding region runs from base 1 to 390 and encodes 129 amino acids. NCBI's taxonomy places the organism in Eukaryota, Metazoa, Arthropoda, Insecta, Diptera, Drosophilidae. The record is from RefSeq and is a predicted model, not a curated record.
AUGGCUUUUGGACAGCUUAUGGUUACCUCUGGUUCUACCUAUUCUCUGCUCCGACGUUUAAAUUUUUUGAACGAUCGUUCGCUACGAUUUGACAGGCAGGAUUCUUUCGAAAUAGUUCGCAAACAAGCAUGCGAGAAAAUGUACAGAAAGCACGAGGAAAACAAGAAGCGCUAUGAUCUCCGUACUCGUAAUGUCACGUAUACUGAAGGUCAAGAGGUAUAUCGACGUAACUUUAAGCAAAGCUGCUUUCAAACUGAAUAUAACGCCAAAUUCGUUCCAAUGUUUGUAAAGUCUCGGAUUCGAAGAAAGAUCGGUAACCUCUACUAUGAACUGGAAGACCUUCAAGGAAAAAUUGAAGGUACAUAUCACGCUAAAGAUAUUCGGCAAUAGCUUCAGUCGGAAUCAGUCUAGUGUAUUCUCUCGAUCAUACCCUAGUCUGAUUUUAGCGGGGGGGUUUUGUACUG